GCAACCCAGGCUGGAAGGGGAUUGGCUAAGUUGAGAACUCCAAGAUGAGACAGGCCUGCAGCCUCUUAAUCCUGCUCGCUCUGCUGUCCCCCACUUCCGCCCAUGCUGGAGCUUCAUGGAGUGAGAUUGUGGGGGGGCAUGAAGCCAAGCCCCACUCCAGACCCUACAUGGCCUAUCUGAAGAGGACCACCUUGGAUUUCUGCGGGGGAUUUCUGGUGGACCCAGGCUGGGUGAUGACGGCUGCUCACUGCAGGGGGAACCUGACAGUCACCUUAGGAGCUCACAAUAUCCACAGGCAAGAGAACUCCCAGCAAACGUUUGCGGUUCAAAGCUAUCACCCGCACCCCGCCUACGAAGAACGUCCUAGAGUCAAUGACAUCCUUUUGCUGAAGCUGAAGGGGAAAGCCAAACUAAACAAAUACGUCCGUGUCAUUGACCUGCCCAAGGCCAACAGAGAUGUCGCCCCAUGGAGCCAGUGCACCACAGCUGGAUGGGGUUUUAUCGACCAGGGAAAAACCACCGACAAGCUCUUUGAGACCAACGUCACCAUCCGGCCACCAAAGCAAUGCCGCUCUUUUAACCCCGGGAUAACUAACGGCAUAAUCUGUGCAGUGAGCGAACAGUGGGUCAAGGACUGCAGCCAGGGGGAUGAUGGUGGCCCUCUAGUCUGCAAAGGGACAGCACAAGGAAUCUUCUCCUAUGAUUUCAAACGCCCUCCUGGCUUUUACACUCGCAUUGCCUCCUACCUUCCCUGGAUUGAGAAAACCAUGCAGUAACAAACAGGAGAGGAAGAGGCUGAACCUUCUCCUGCAUCAUCGGCUGCCUUUGAAAGUUGGGCGUUUCCUUGUGCUGUAUUUGGUGGCUUUUCCCCCUCCCUUUUCUGGGGUGCUGAGUGGCAAGUUAGGGCUAAGACAAGAAGUGGUGCCGAUGGGGAGUCCCCCUUGUCCUCGUCACAAAAAAAUAAAUCCCUCUAGACGUACAAACAUCUACGUACAAUGCUACGGCUGCAGCUUACACCCCACUGGGAAGGUGCCUAGAUGAGCCUUUUGUCCUAGAUGAGCCAUUGCUGAUUCCAUCUGUGGCAUCUAUAUUGGGAGCGCUAAGGUAGACAUGGUUGCCCGGGGCCAUCAGCAUUCUUAACCCCAGGGGCCUGAUUCUCCCUUGUCCUGCACCUGCUGUCCAAGGUACUUUGGCCCUCAUGACUAUGGCAUCCGAGUGCCUCUCACUCUGUGUUUAUUCUCAACCCCCCGGCAGAUGGGGCAGUGCUAUUAUCCCCAUUGUACGGAAGGGGAACUGAGCACAGAGAGGUUAAAAGUCUUGCCCAAGGUCACGCAGCUGGAGCAAGGACUUGACCCCCGGUCUCUCAAAUGCUAGGCCCAUGACUUUACCACUGAGCCAUCCAUCCUGCCUGCCAUCACUUGACUACCACUUUGGGUGGGCGUCAAUGACCCCACAAGGUGCAGGGCAUGGGAGACAAUAGGGCCUCCCCCCACAUAAGCCAGCUCUGAGCAGAUCUACAUGACAAAGGUUAAACGAGCGCCAGGGGCUUGUCUACACUAGUGCUCCCAGUGGCGCAGCUGCAUGGGUAGUUGCAAUAUAUGUGGGGGGUGGGGAAUAUUAGCAUAGAGGACCAGACCAGUGGGUAUAAGGGAGUCUAACUUCCACCAUCAUGCACAUUUCUGAAUUUGGGCCGAUGCUCCCAAUUCUGGCAGGAGCUUGUGUCCCUCCCCAGCGAGCCAGGAUUAAUGCCUGCACCCACGCGUAGCCCCUGCUCUGAUCACUGCUUCAUUCCUGCCUUGUUGCUGUGUUGCCGGAUUGUCCCGAGCAUGAAAAAUAAACUCUCCGCUGUGUUUCAGGGUC
Molecule: messenger RNA, 1860 nt
Organism: Emys orbicularis (European pond turtle)
Lineage: Eukaryota; Metazoa; Chordata; Testudines; Emydidae
Product: granzyme-like protein 1
Exons: 5
Coding region: 45-776 (243 amino acids)
Biological process (GO): proteolysis
Molecular function (GO): serine-type endopeptidase activity
Source: RefSeq, a predicted model, not a curated record